Molecule: messenger RNA, 660 nt
Organism: Nerophis lumbriciformis (worm pipefish)
Lineage: Eukaryota; Metazoa; Chordata; Actinopteri; Syngnathiformes; Syngnathidae
Source: RefSeq, a predicted model, not a curated record
AUGUCAGACUUGAAACUGGUGUCGCUGUUUGCCGCGGUUCCGGGGUUGCUGCCGACCGGUGCAGACUGCGAGGCCGCUAAAAGGAGCGCGAAGCCGGCCAUGAGCAUCGACGAGCUGCCGUCUCUGUACAGCCGACCCGAAGAGGAGCAGCGCCAAGUGGACCCGAUGGCGUCGACGGGCGCCUUGGAGCAGAGCGUGGCAUCUUUGAGGAAAUGGGCGGCGCCGUACGCAGACCGAUGUCAGCAAACCCAAAGGGCGGCGGCGGACAAAGUGGAGGAAGUGUACAAAAGGGCGGAGCCCGCCAUUUCCGCCUCCACCGCAGCGGUCACAGACACGUACCGCUUGUUCACCGACCCGCCCCCCGACUUGUACCCCAGCGUGGCGGUGGUGGGCUUCUCGGGCUUCCUGGGACUCUACUUGGCCAAAGGGUCGAAGGUGAAGCGCGUUGCCUUCCCGCUGGGCCUGAUGGCGCUGAGCGCCUCCGUGUUCUACCCUCAGCGGGCCGCCUCCAUUUUCAAGGUGAGUCAAGACUCUGCACGCACGUGGUUUCAGAACGGCCGCGUCGCCGUAGAGACGCUGUGGAACGACCCGCCGUUUGGCAAAAACAAGACGGAGCGGCGCGAGAGCGGCGGCGGCGGCGGUAGCGGCACAUCCGGUUGA